Messenger RNA from Heterostelium album PN500, 963 nucleotides. Its product is annotated as guanylate-binding protein. The transcript has 5 exons. The record is from RefSeq and is a predicted model, not a curated record. Lineage: Eukaryota; Evosea; Eumycetozoa; Acytosteliales; Acytosteliaceae. The coding region runs from base 1 to 963 and encodes 320 amino acids.
AUGUUUAGAGAGAAGAUGGAUACAUUAAAGUCACAGGAACCACCACUCUCUGACCGUCAAUAUCAGAAAUUGGAAUCAGACUCUAUUUCAUUCGUAAACAACCUCUAUAGACAACUAUUAUUUGGAUUAGAAGAAGCAUAUAAACCUGGCUUAAUACAAUUAGAUAAAACACUUAAAGAACUUAAAGAUUAUUAUAAAAAAGAAAACAAUUAUAAGAUUAAAGGAUAUUUAACUUCUGAACAUUCAUCGGCAACUCUGACAUUCCAAGAUAAACUAGAAUCCAUUAGUAUACCAAUGAGUAACAAGAAACUAUUGGAAUCGAUACAAUCGUUAAGAGAUUUCAUUCUUUCUGAAUUCAAAUCUAUUACGAAUCAAUAUCAUAACUCUGAGAUAUACGCAACUUUUUUAAAUAAUUUAAAUAAUGAUAUUGAUAGACUUUCAUCACAAUUGAUUUUAAAGAACAAGAAUGAAAUGGAAAUGUUAUUAUCUAAAUCAAUAGCAGCUGCAAUCGAUAAAUAUAAAGAUUUAAUGAAUGAUGGUAUUAAAUAUCCUUUGAGAUAUAAAGAUUUAGAGGCAAUACACAAACAGAAUAAGAAUAGUGUAAAUCAAUGGUUCAUCACAACAGUUCAGAUAGCAGAGGAUGAAGUUUACUUUAGUGCAUUCAUGGUGAAUCUAGAUAAGCUACUUGGUGAACAGUAUGAUGUCAUCAAAGCCUACAAUGAAGACAAGAUAUUGGAUCGUUGUAAAGUGCAAUCAAACAACUUCAAAUACCAAUUCAAACGAGGUCUUGGUCAAUUAGUGUUGCCUGUGGAGGAAGAGUAUCUCGAGGCCAGAGCAGAUGAACUCAGACUCUCUGUACUGACCUCAUUCAAAGAGAAUCUUGAAGUAUUCAACAACACUGCUUCAUUUAGACAAGAACUUUCAAAUUUCAUUAUUUUUGAGCAAGAUGAAAAAAACAGUUAA